Molecule: messenger RNA, 567 nt
Organism: Condylura cristata (star-nosed mole)
Lineage: Eukaryota; Metazoa; Chordata; Mammalia; Eulipotyphla; Talpidae
Product: double-headed protease inhibitor, submandibular gland-like
Exons: 6
Coding region: 54-503 (149 amino acids)
Molecular function (GO): protein binding; serine-type endopeptidase inhibitor activity
Source: RefSeq, a predicted model, not a curated record
CCUCCUUCUUCGCCUGGAGCACUGUGUCCCCACCACCCUCACUCAGCAUCACCAUGAAGAGCAUCGCCGUUUUUGCCAUCUUUGCUCUGACCACCUCUGCCUGGGCUGCCUCUCCACGUGCAUUUGGGACACAGGUGGACUGCUCCCGAUACAACAGCAAAGGGGCCGCAUGCACAAGGCAGUGGACUCCCCUGUGCGGCUCAGAUGAGCAAACCUACAGCAAUGAAUGCAUGCUUUGUACCCAAAGCCGAGCUAAAGGAAUGAACAUCAGAAAGCUUCAUGAUGGUGAAUGUCGUCAGGUUGAGUGCACCCAGACUUCUGACAUCUGUACCAUGGAAUACAUACCUAUCUGCGGCUCCGAUGGACAAGUCUAUUCUAACAAGUGCAUGUUUUGCAAUGCUGUUAUAAACAAGUACUCUGGCCAGAUGUAUUUCCAGAACUAUGGCAACUGUGACUCUACUGAUUCUCAACAGAAGCAAGUUCCACUCAGCAGCAAGUACUAAUUACACUAGGAAGGCUGCAGGGGUGAACAUAUGAAAUUGAUUCUUCAAUAAAAGAUUCUCAGCA